AUGUUGUUACCUCGCUUCCUCACCGAAUCGUAUCCAAUGGAACGGCAUUAUUUUGCUGUGCCAAAGUUUGCUUUAACGCUGAUCGGUUUCUAUCCGGAACAGGAGCGUACUUUAGCUGUGAAAUUGUGGAGUUUCUUUAACUUUUUCAUCCUCACCUAUGGAUGUUAUGCCGAGGCUUACUAUGGCAUACACUAUAUACCCAUAAAUAUAGCCACGGCCUUGGAUGCUCUAUGUCCUGUGGCUUCUAGUAUUUUAUCCUGGGUUAAAAUGGUUUCCAUUUGGUGGUAUCAAGAUGAGCUAAAGAGUCUGAUUCAGAGAGUGAGAUUCCUAACGGAAGAGCAGCAGAAAUCGGAAAGAAAGUUGGAUUACAAAAAGAGGUUCUAUACCUUGGCAACCAGGUUGACUUUUUUACUGCUAUGCUGUGGUUUAUCCACAAGUACUUCUUAUUCGGUGAGACAUCUCAUGGAUAAUAUUCUAAGACGAGCUCAUGGCAAGGAUUGGAUUUAUGAGACGCCUUUUAAAAUGAUAUUCCCCGAUCCCCUACUACGUCUACCCCUAUAUCCCAUCACCUAUAUUCUGGUCCACUGGCAUGGUUACAUCACCGUAGUUUGUUUUGUAGGAGCCGAUGGUUUCUUUCUGGGUUUCUGUUUGUAUUUCACCGUUUUACUUCUUUGUCUACGGGAUGAUGUCGAAGAUUUACUGGAGGUUAAGAAUAUUGAAGAGAUUCCCACUGAAGAGCAGGAAGCUCGAAUAAUUUGGAAAAUGGAAAGACUAGUGGAUCGUCAUAAUGAGGUGGCCGAACUGACUGAGAGAUUAUCAGGUGUUAUGGUGGAGAUAACACUGGCUCAUUUUGUAACCUCAAGCUUGGUUAUUGGCACCAGUGUGGUGGACAUUUUAUUGUUCUCUGGCCUGGGCAUUAUUGUUUAUGUGGUGCAUACCUGCGCUGUGGGCGUAGAAAUCUUUCUAUAUUGCCUAGGAGGUUCUCAUAUUAUGGAAGCGUGUUCCGACUUGGCUCGCUCUACAUUUUCUAGUCAUUGGUAUGGACACAGUGUUCGAGUUCAGAAGAUGGCUCUCUUGAUGGUGGCUCGGGCUCAAAGAGUGCUUACCAUAAAAAUACCCUUCUUUUCUCCUUCCUUGGAGACCUUGACUUCGAUCUUACGCUUUACAGGUUCUCUGAUUGCCUUGGCAAAGUCUGUUAUAUAA
Messenger RNA from Drosophila kikkawai, 1203 nucleotides. RefSeq names its product Odorant receptor 24a (gene Or24a). Lineage: Eukaryota; Metazoa; Arthropoda; Insecta; Diptera; Drosophilidae. Gene Ontology annotation, biological process: sensory perception of smell; detection of chemical stimulus involved in sensory perception of smell. The record is from RefSeq and is a predicted model, not a curated record. Gene Ontology annotation, molecular function: odorant binding; olfactory receptor activity. Gene Ontology annotation, cellular component: plasma membrane.